UCUUCGGUUCGAUUUCUCUGGGUUGUGAAGCCGGAAGCGACAGGUCAAACAAACAUGACAAGUUUCUUGAGCAGUUAGUGGAAUAAAGCUCUCUCUUGCUAAAUGUUUCAGUGAGUUAUGGUCAUGGCAGUGGGUCUCCUAAGUGACUGGAUGUAGGAACAUGCCGCUCCAUGUCUCUGAUCUUUAUUAGUGAGCUCCCACGUGAGUACUUGGGGGAGAAGAGGAGCCGGGGCAGGACAGACAUGCUGCUUUUGUAACAUAGGGCUAGGUUAGCUAAAGAAGCGUAACCAGAGACUGCUGCUCUCCAUCCGAUUUUGUGUGUUUUCUGUUUUUGCUUUUCUAUUUUUGCUGCUCAUGGAAUGUGGCAUAAUGUUAAAAAGGUAUUGUUGUAAAAUUUUUUCUCUUUUUUGUAACUCACACUCCACUAAAAGCUCAUGCCAUGUGACUGGCUCCUCUCUCACUCCUGCUGUCAGUGCUUCUGUACUAGGGUUGCAACGAUUAAUCCAUAUAAUCUAAUAUAAUAAUAGUCAGCAAUGUUGAUUAUUUUAAUCUCUCGACUACAAGUUUCAUGGUCGACUAAUCGUUAUUUGUAACAGUACCGCAUUACACAAAGUGCUGGGGACAGAAGUGCAAUGGGAGAUGGGUAAAUGGCUCACUCACACAGGUUACAUUCAACUUAGUCUGCCUCUUCAAAAGUGCCCAAACACAACAGAUUCAAUAUUUACUCACUAAAUAAUCAGUACUUUCCAUGUUUAAACAAUAUGUAGACAUUUAAAUGUCUUUUAAAUCUCAAUCCGCUGUUGCUGUUGUUUUUAGAGGUGGAGGACGUGGCAGAAAUAUUCAUUGACUAACUGAAUAAAUAAUCAGCAGAUUGUUUGACUACAAAAAUAGUCAUUAUUUGCAGCCCUGUUCUGUACCAUAUGUAAUGAUGAAGGUUACUGCCAACAUUAUUACUAAACAGCCUUUUUGUUUCCUGUCUUUUAAACCUAGAUGCCCCUAGAGCCCCUGUGAUUCCUGCAGCACAUUCUAUAUUACUGAAUAAGCGGCAAUAAUUGGGGUAGGCUCUUUUUUUUUUAACCUACCCCUUCCUUCCUCAGUCAUGUUCAGGCUCCGUGCACUGUACCCUUCCCGUCUCAGGGUAUUUUACAGUGGGGCAGUAGGCAAAGACGAGCUUGUGACAGAGCUCCUAAACUGCACAGGAGAGGACCAUGUCUUCAGUCUGGUGAGCAAGAACAAGGCAGAGUACACUGUUUACCAUGUGAGUUGUGCCAUGCGGAUGCUUUGGAAGUUUCAAAAGGAGAAAACUGACAAGCAGCGAAAAUUUGACCAGAUCAAAAGCCGCCCAGAGUUCCUGACACUUCGGUUCUUGGCUGAGAACAAGACCAGUCUGAUGUCUGAUGGCAGCUUGUUGGAAAUACUUUACUCUGUGCUCAGGCUGGAAGUAGAACAUCAUGACUCUCUUGUGCAACAGUUGACGACGGAAGGCUGGAAUAGAUUAGAAAGCUUUUCGAUGCCAAGGCUGGCAAGGUUUUCUGAACGGUUAAGUGAGCAGGGUCUUGACAACAGUCCACUGAUGGGUCAGAUUGCUGAAAUUGUGAACCAGAAACUGGAUUCAAUCGAAGAGAUCAAUGUGCUGACCACCCUCAUGAUCUGUAUAUCCAACUUGGCGUCUCCUCGGUUAUGUGAUGCACUCAUUGAGAAAGCUGAUGUUCUUCUGGACACCAUGGAUCCUGUCUAUUACAACAGCCUCAUACAGAUAUUGCGUUUCCUCCGAUCACUCCACUACGUUCAUCACCCUUUAGUGGAAAAGUGCAACCAUAUGCUUCUACAGAAUGUCCCACAUAUGGAAGCUGGGGACAUUAGUAAUUUGUUUGCACAAUUGGGAAAGUCAAGAAACUACAGGCACAGUGACUUUAUGCUGGCUGCCAAGCAAAGGCUGAUAGAACUGAUGGAAACUAGCAAUGUGUCUUUUAUAGGUCUCACAGUUUAUUGGGGGCCUUCAAUAGAACAAGCAACUAGAGAGAAGCUGGAAAGGACAGCACUGUUAAUAGCUGAUGAGCUAAAUUGUCAACAGGCACUUGUCGUUGUCGACACACUGUGCAAUAUUCAAAGCUGGAACUUUCAACUAAUUGACAAGUAUGCAUCAAUAAUACAGAAGAAUCUGGAUGUGUUUCCGACUUUUCAGAUUGUGAAAUUAACCCAACAGCUAAUGUCUCUGCACUAUGAGAACCCAGAGCUUAUCUCCAGGCUGAAAAAUAGACUACUUUUUUCCUUGCAGCAUAGUGUGAGUCCUAAAGAAGUGAGCAUACUGACCCACACCCUCUCCAUGCUCCCCUCUCCUUGUAUGGACGAGGUGGCCAUCUCUCGCAUUGAUGCAAUGCUGCAUCAAUGUAGCCUUAGUAACCUCCAUGCAUUUACCUUGUCCAUCGGCAAAUGGAUCCGCAGUGACCCCACCUACUGCUAUAACACUCCCAGCAAGUUCGUCCGUCUGCUUCAAACUCUGAACCGCUGUGGACGUGAGCGACUGCAAAAGACAGACCAACUAGACCUAAUGCUGCAGGAGAUUAGGUCCAUUUCAGGGAAGUGGUUUGAGGAGACCUUGCUUGAAGACACGAUUGCAAUGAUUCAGAGAUUGAUAAACCAGGUCUCCCAGAGCAACUUGCCAGAGCUAGCACAUUUCCUGGCAAGGAGGAACAUCCGCUGUACGCCAGUGCUCGACCGCAUUGCCAGUGUGGCUCUAGAGAACAUUCAUAAGAUUCAUUACCUUGCUUUCGAACAAAUCCUUUCCCCUUUUGCUUUUCUAAAUUACUACUCCCCCACGGUGGACGAGUUAUUCGAUGUUUGCAUUCAGCGUUUCACUCCUCAUAUCAGUUCUAUUGACUGUUUCAUGCUCGUCAAUAUGGCUCACACAUUGGCUGUGGCUAACAGCUUCCCAGAGGAAGUCAUCAGAGAGAUUUUCAGUGUGGAUUUCCUGGCUAAGCUGGAAUCUAAGCUCAAGUCUCAGUCAGAUUUUUUUAACAAGAUUUUUGGUAUGAAGCUGAUGGUGCUCAACCGUGCGGUGUGUCUAGAGUGUCCUCAGUAUCAAGUGCCCUGGAUUCACGAGCGCUUCUGCAAGCAGCUUCAGAAGGAAGACAGCUUUUUGGCCAGUCCAAUACAGAAGCAGAUCCAUAAGAUGAUGGGUGAAGUGCUUGGGGGCAUGAACUAUGUCAGAGAAGCAGUGUUGACCCCGUACUUCUAUACUGUUGAUUUUGAGUGUGUCCUGGAUUACCGAAAUCAGGCCGUGCCCUACAGUAAGCUGAGCCAGCUGCAGAUGACUAAAAACAGGAACGUGCACUGGGAUUCUGGGUCCGCUGACGAGGAGAGAAAGGAACUACUGCCAGGCUCUCGUCGGAUUGCAAUAGACUUCUUGGAUUCAGAAUCCUACUGCAACCGUUCACACCACGUGAAGGGGGAAGUCCUGAUGAGGAAAAGGCACUUGGAGAUUUUAGGAUAUCAGGUUAUACAAAUUCCCCACUUUGAAUGGAAUUCCAUGGAGCUCUCCAAUAACGACGAUUGGAAGGAAUAUUUGAGAAAGAAGUUAUUUACAGAACAAGCCUGAGACACUUGAUAGAUGGACUUUUUCUGGGUAUCUUUUCUGGGUAUCAGCAGGCUAAUAGGGAGAGUGACCAGAAUGGACUGCGUAUUUAAGGACCCCUUCAUUUUUUUUUUUUAUUCAUAUUUUUUAAAUUUAAAUACAUUGCAAUAUCAUACAGAUCCCUGACACUUUUCAUGAGUUUUGUACAUUUGUAAUAUGUCAAAUUAUAUUUGUAAUAAAAAACAUAACCAAC
This is a messenger RNA of Astyanax mexicanus (Mexican tetra), 3827 nucleotides long. RefSeq names its product FAST kinase domains 1 (gene fastkd1). The transcript has 14 exons. NCBI's taxonomy places the organism in Eukaryota, Metazoa, Chordata, Actinopteri, Characiformes, Acestrorhamphidae. Gene Ontology annotation, biological process: mitochondrial RNA processing; regulation of mitochondrial mRNA stability. The coding region runs from base 1100 to 3598 and encodes 832 amino acids. The record is from RefSeq and is a predicted model, not a curated record. Gene Ontology annotation, cellular component: ribonucleoprotein granule; mitochondrial matrix. Gene Ontology annotation, molecular function: RNA binding.